GGCGAAGUGCAUCGCGGGAACACUGUUACAGAUUACCUCACGCAGGAGCGUGAGCGCGGUAUAACGAUAUGCAGCUCGGCGGUCGCUUUCAACUGGCGUGGACACAAAAUAAAUCUUUUAGACACCCCGGGUCAUAUAGACUUCACUAUGGAAGUGGAGCAGUCGCUGCACGCUGUGGACGGUGUUAUUGUAGUGUUAGAUGGCACAGCUGGCGUCGAAGCACAAACAAUCACGGUAUGGUCACAAGCUGAAAAACAUCGUUUGCCCAAACUUGUAUUUGUGAAUAAAAUGGAUCGUCCGGACGCAGAUUUCAUGGCCUGCGUGCACGACUUGUCGCAGAAAUUGGAUGUAAAACCCAUUUGCUUACAGUCGCCAUUGAAGGAUGAUAAGGGAAAUUUGGGUAUAUUGGAUGUAAUCACACAGCAAACUUUCACUUGGAAUACUGAAAGUUUGGGUCGCGAGUAUUCAGCACAGCCACCUUUAGAUGUACAUCUGGCAGAGUUGCAAGAGAAACGUUACACCCUGAUAGAUGAGCUUUCCGGUAUCGAUGAUGAGCUAGCGCAGGUAGUUAUAAAUAGUGAAGGUUUCGAACAAGUCAGCAACGAGCUAAUCCAACAAGCCUUGCGACGCUCUGUAGCGCGGCGUAAGGUGGUGCCAGUGCUUGUUGGCUCGGCAUACAAAAAUGUAGGCAUUCAGCUCGUAAUGGAUGCAGUCAUUGAUUAUUUACCAGCACCUCAUGAACGCAGCCAGCUUUACGAUUGUUUUGGUGAAGAUUUUGUCGGCAAAGUUUUUAAAAUUGUGCACGACAAGCAACGUGGUACCUUGACGUUAGUGCGCGUGUUUCGUGGGGAAUUGAAGAAAGGCUCACGUUUGGUUACCACACGCAACACUGCAGAGGUGAUUAGCAAAGUUUAUGAGCCUUUAGCAGAUGAGUACCGGGAAAUUAGUGGAGUGCCAGCAGGAGAUGUAGCAAUAUGUGCUGGCUUGAAGCAUACAGUUACUGGUGAUCUGUUGACGGCAAGUGCCUCCACACUAAAAAGUGCACAAAAGCGUUUAGGAAAAACACUGAAAUUACCUGAAAACCAUGUAACUCCCGACGAGAGCGAUACUGAUGCUACCCUAGUGAGUGAGAUAUUCGCCACAGAGCCACAAAUACCUGACGCUGUCUACUUUUGCUCCAUCGAACCACCUAGCUUAGCGACUCAGAAUGCCAUGGAGGCAGCGCUAAAGCAAUUGCAGCGCGAAGAUCCCAGCUUGCGUGUGAACUACGACUCUGUUACUGGACAAACAGUACUGGGUGGCAUGGGUGAACUGCAUAUGGAUAUUGUAAAAUCUCGCAUACUCACCGAAUAUAAAAUCGAUGUAGAUCUUGGGCCACUACAAAUUGCCUACAAAGAAACGAUUGAAGAGCCAGCAAUUGAGACUUUUCAGUUAGACAAAGACAUUGCUGGUAGUAAGCAAAGUGUAAUGAUUACACUGGAGCUGACGCGUGAACAGAAAGAACUAUUUAGGUUAUAUCCGUUAAUGCACCAUUGGCUGAGUUAUCCGGCUAUUCCAGUGUGUUGCGCACCAUUAGCUCGGGCACUGCGAGCAUGACAAUGCAACCCUGCGGUUUUGCAAAUAUGAAUGCAAACGAUGAGGUGCGUGCAAUAAAAAGAGCGCAAGGAUUUGAAUAAAUAAAUGGAAAAUAUCUGCCUCAAGUUGAGAUUUA
This is a messenger RNA of Rhagoletis pomonella (apple maggot), 1711 nucleotides long. RefSeq names its product ribosome-releasing factor 2, mitochondrial (gene mRRF2). Lineage: Eukaryota; Metazoa; Arthropoda; Insecta; Diptera; Tephritidae. Gene Ontology annotation, biological process: ribosome disassembly; mitochondrial translation. The record is from RefSeq and is a predicted model, not a curated record. Gene Ontology annotation, molecular function: translation elongation factor activity; GTP binding; GTPase activity. Gene Ontology annotation, cellular component: mitochondrion.